Phytophthora sojae is the source of this 1134-nucleotide messenger RNA. RefSeq names its product putative arginine N-methyltransferase. Gene Ontology annotation, molecular function: protein-arginine N-methyltransferase activity. The transcript has a single exon. NCBI's taxonomy places the organism in Eukaryota, Oomycota, Peronosporomycetes, Peronosporales, Peronosporaceae. Gene Ontology annotation, cellular component: nucleus. The record is from RefSeq and is a predicted model, not a curated record. The coding region runs from base 1 to 1134 and encodes 377 amino acids. Gene Ontology annotation, biological process: peptidyl-arginine methylation.
AUGACGGACGCCGCCCCGAAGGACAUCUCCCCGGACCAGAAGAAGGCGUGGGAGGCGUCGUCCGACUUCGCCAACUACUUCUGCACGUACGCCUUCAUCUACCACCAGAAGCAGAUGCUGUCGGACGACCUGCGCAUGCAGAGCUACCGCGACGCCAUCUUCGAGAACCCCAACCACUUCAAGGACAAGGUCGUGCUGGACGUGGGCACGGGCAGCGGCAUCCUGGCCAUUUGGGCGGCCCAGGCGGGCGCGCGCCGGGUCUUCGCCGUGGAGGCCACGGACAUGGCCCAGCAGGCGCGCAAGGUCAUCAAGGCCAACAACCAGGACCACAUCGUGACGGUCAUCCAGUCCAAGAUCGAGGACGUGGAGCUGCCCGAGAAGGUGGACGUGAUCAUCUCGGAGUGGAUGGGCUACUUCCUCCUGCGCGAGUCCAUGUUCGACUCGGUCAUCGUGGCGCGCGACCGCUGGCUCAAGCCCGACGGCGCCAUGUUCCCGUCGCACGCCAGCAUGUCCAUCGCCCCCAUGUGCAACGAGGACAACAGCAACAAGCGCUUCAGCGAGUUCUCGGCGGCCAUGGACGGCUGGCGCGGCUUCGUGGACAACACCAAGAUCGCCUGGGGCGUCGACAUGAGCGUGCUGGGCAACGCCUUCCGCAAGGAGCAGGAGCAGUACUCGCUACACACGUCCUCGUGGGAGGAGCUCAACGCCGGGGACCUCAUCGGAGACGAGGUGGAGUUCGCCAAGUGGGACCUCAAGACCUGCACGCUGGACGACAUCAAGGAGGUCAAGGCCCCCUUCUCCAUGCCGAUCUCCAUCAUGUCGCGCUUUGGCGGCAUCGCCGGCUGGUUCGACGUCGACUUCAAGGGCUGUGCCGAGAACCCGGCCAUGAAGGAGGUGACGCUCACCACGUCCCCGUUCGUGCAGCCCACGCACUGGGGGCAGCAGGUCUUCCCGCUCUACCCGCCCAUGCAGGUGUGCGAGGGCGACAUGGUGGUGGGCGACAUCUCGGUGGCGCGCCGCUCGGACAACCAGCGCCUCAUGAACGUCAAGUUCGACUUCCGAAUCCGCCGCCCCGAGGACGACGACGAGAGCAUGUCGGGCCCUCCCAACUCGGCCGUCUUCCAGAUCGAAUAA